UCUUUGAGUCACCCUAUUUAAGAAGCUGUCAAAAUGUGGCUGUGUUCAUUAUCUGUUUAUGUUUUCAUUGUAAUUUUACGUGUCGGCAAUUAGUAGUAAACUAGUAAAAUUUAUAAUAAAAUGAUCAAAUUAAUAUAUUUAUUACUCACAAUAUUUGUAACAUAUGCUGUAGGAGAAUUUACGGCGAACGAUUGCCGUGAAUUGGGUUUCAUCAAAGGCCAAUUAUUGUGUUCCAGUUGUGAAAAACUUGAUGAUUUUGGUUUGGAAACUUUAAAACCUCAUUGUCGUGAAUGCUGUAAGUUGGAUGAAUUGCCGGCUGCCCAACGUCGUUAUCCCAAAGCAAUAUUGGAAGUAUGUACCUGUAAAUUCCGGGCAUAUCCUCAGAUACAGGCUUUUAUUAAGAGCGGCCGACCAGCCAAAUUUCCCAACCUAACCAUCAAAUAUGUACGAGGUUUAGAUCCCAUUGUUAAGUUGCUGGACAAAAGCGGCAAUGUUAAAGAGACCCUAUCCAUUACUAAGUGGAACACGGAUACGGUUGAAGAAUUUUUCGAAACUCAUUUGGAAAAGGUGGGCGCCGCCGGGGCCAAACAAUCAUAUAGUGUAAUUGAAGAAGAAGAUGAUGAUGAUUUUCUUAGAACAAAUUUAAUUUGAAAAAAACAAAUUAUGUUUUCCUUUAGAUAGUUUGAAUUAUAAUUGAAACAAUGUACUUCAGUGUAAAUCGUAUUUUAUUUCCAGCAUUCCUUUAAGCAAUUAUCAAUGUCAUAGUAAAUUAUACAAUCAAAUUAUUAAAAAUGUCAUUAAAACAAUAGAGUUCUUCCUUAUUUUAAUACAAGAAAUAUAUUGGGAGCAAGAUUUUACAAAUCAUUGCAAAUUAAAAAAUAUGGUUAAAUUCGAACUAAA
Messenger RNA from Calliphora vicina (urban bluebottle blowfly), 900 nucleotides. RefSeq names its product selenoprotein F. Gene Ontology annotation, cellular component: endoplasmic reticulum lumen. Lineage: Eukaryota; Metazoa; Arthropoda; Insecta; Diptera; Calliphoridae. The coding region runs from base 121 to 651 and encodes 176 amino acids. The transcript has 3 exons. The record is from RefSeq and is a predicted model, not a curated record. Gene Ontology annotation, molecular function: oxidoreductase activity.